Nerophis lumbriciformis (worm pipefish) is the source of this 1139-nucleotide messenger RNA. RefSeq names its product IFI30 lysosomal thiol reductase a (gene ifi30a). Lineage: Eukaryota; Metazoa; Chordata; Actinopteri; Syngnathiformes; Syngnathidae. The record is from RefSeq and is a predicted model, not a curated record. Gene Ontology annotation, cellular component: lysosome. Gene Ontology annotation, molecular function: oxidoreductase activity, acting on a sulfur group of donors, disulfide as acceptor.
CCAACAGCCAAUCAAACACGAGUUUCCGUAAAAACCAGGAAUUGCUCUGCGGGCUUGAUAUAAAGUUGUUUGUUCAGCAGCUGUUUGGCGCUCGUAAACCUGAAGAAGAGCAGCGUGUGGAAGAUGAAGAUGAAGAUGUCUUCGCUGCUCAUGUUCACCUUUAGUUGUGUCUUAAUGUUCACUUUGUCGUCCUCCUGCUCCCAAACGCCAUCACUGUGGUGCUCGUCUCGAGAGGUGGCGGUCACGUGCCGGGUUUUGAAAAGGUGUCUUGAUGCCAACCUGACUCGGUCACAGCAGACAGCAGAAGUUGUCAAGCUGGAGGUUUACUAUGAGAGUCUUUGUCCAGACUGCAUCUUUUACAUCACACAGGUGCUCUACCCCACCUGGCUGCUUCUGCAGGACAUCUUCUCAGUCAGCCUGCUCCCCUUUGGGAAUGCUCAGGAGAAACCUGAUGGGAGCAAGUUCAUGUUUAAGUGCCAGCAUGGAGAACAGGAGUGCCUUGGUAACACGAUUCAGGCGUGUUUACUGAACAUGAGUGACAAUGCCUUCCUCAUCAUCUUCUGCAUGGAGGCCUCCACAGAUGUCAUUGCAGCAGCAAAGAGUUGUGUUGGCCUUUACAGCCCCCAGUUGAGCUGGGAGCGCCUCAUGAGCUGCGUGAAUGGCGACGAGGGAAACCAGCUCAUGCAUCAGAACGCCUUGAAGACCCAAGCCCUGGUUCCUCCUCACCGGUUUGUACCGUGGGUCACCGUCAAUGGGGAGCACACGGAUGACCUGCAGAGAAAGGCCACAACGUCUCUCUUUACUUUGGUCUGCAGCAUGUACAAGGGUGUCAAGCCAGUGGUCUGCGGAGGUGACAGCCAGAAACACUCCAAGAUCUACGUUCACAACUAAAGAAGUUCUUCCUGGCCCGAUGCUGGUCUUGCUGCAGGUGUGCUGGCCACCAGAUAACGAACCAUUUGAACCUUACAUACCAUAAAUAGGGCACUGUUUGGUAAUACACCUUUCUGGCCUCUAGAUGGCACCAUAGGUCACUCACAUCUUCACAUGGAAUAUUUACUAAAAGCUACCAGUAUACACUGAAGUCAAUUUUGUGUUGUUUUCUUAUGUUCUGAUAAAAUAAAACCAUGCAGUAUUCAAAA